AUGGUUGACUGCGGCUACGAUAUAAGUGAUUAUAAAGGAGUAGAUCCAGUGUAUGGAAACAUGCUGGAUUUUGAACAGUUGAUAAGAGAAAUGAAAUCUCGAAAGUUACACCUUGUAACAGACUUGGUAAUCAACCAUAGUAGUGACAAGCACAUUUGGUUUGAAAAAUCUGUCAAUAAAAUCGAUCCAUACACAGACUACUACAUUUGGGUCGAUCCAAAAGGAUACGAUGAAAAUGGCAUCCCCAUUCCACCAAGCAACUGGUAUAGUGUAUUCAGCGUGGGAAAGUCUGACAGUGCUUGGCAAUGGAAUGAAAAAAGACGACAGUUCUAUCUACACCACUUUACGGUUGGACAACCAGACCUGAAUUUAAGAAAUAACGCUGUCAAAGAAGAAGUGAAGGAAAUAAUGAAAUUCUGGCUGGAAAAAGGCGUAGCAGGAUUUCGAGUUGACGCACCGAUGUUUUUCAUGGAAGACAAACUACUUCGAGAUAAUCCAUUACCAGAUCCUGGAGUUGGGCUGAGGGCUCUUAUAACAUGUAAAUAUACUUUCAAUCAUCCAGAUACAUUCACGUUCAUUAAGGAAUUGAAUGUAUUUCUGAAAGAAUACGAUCGAAACAGUGGGAAGAAAAUUGAAACGCCACUGAUAGGAGAAACCCUGGGAUCGGUCCCAAUGGUGAUGAAGUAUUUCGGAACAAGACGUUUUCCAGCAUUCCAUUUACCUUUAAAUUUUCUUUUGAGGUUCAUGGGAACGUAUUUGAACGCUCGAGAACUAAAUGAUUUUCUCCACACGUGGUUAGAUCAAUUACCUAAAAAUAAGCCAUCGAGUUGGACGCUUGGUGAUCACGAUGCAGGAAGAAUUGCACAUCGAUUCAGUACAGAGUACAACUACAUAAUGUUAGCAUUAGUCACAAUGCUUCCUGGAACCUGCCUAGUGUAUUAUGGAGUGGAACUGAACAUGGAUCAAAAUAAAUUGGUUCAAAUGAAAGACGAAUACGGUAGAUUCCUUCACCGCACACCAAUGCAUUGGGAUGAUAGCAGAAACGCAGGUUUCUCUACUGGUGAGAAGACAUGGUUACCAGUGAAUCCAAAUUACUGGAAUAUCAAUGUCCAACACCAACAAACACACGAAAACAGCAGUUUGAAUUAUUUCAAAGAUCUAAUGGAUCUGAGAAAAACAAACGCCAUAAAAUAUGGGGAUCUGAAGUUUCACAUUAUGUCGGAUUGGGUUCUGGCUUUCACUAGAACCUACAAGAAAACUAGUUAUAUUGUAAUUUUGAAUUUGGGAACAGACACUCUACCCAUUGAUUGGCUCGAUGAGAUUAAUUAUAUUCCCAGAAACUUGACGGUGGUGGCAUCUAGCUCAAAUUCAGCGUACAAGAAAGGGUAA
Molecule: messenger RNA, 1389 nt
Organism: Planococcus citri (citrus mealybug)
Lineage: Eukaryota; Metazoa; Arthropoda; Insecta; Hemiptera; Pseudococcidae
Product: maltase A2-like
Exons: 7
Coding region: 1-1389 (462 amino acids)
Biological process (GO): carbohydrate metabolic process
Source: RefSeq, a predicted model, not a curated record